UGGCAGACACGGCCACACCUCACGGCUCUGGGGGAAGCCACAGACCUCAGCUGUACAAGCUGAGCCUGGACUAAAGGAACUUUCCGCGGGACUCGGGACAAACAGCCGCACCGACACGACUGUCUGAGAGCCUGAGUCCCAGACGAGCGCCGGCGGCGGCAGGUACUCCGGGCCCCCGCGGCAGGGCCUGAGCAGUGCAGCUGCGGCGGCGGCGGCGGCGGCGGCGGCGGCGGGAGGGUCCCGGGCAGCCGAGGUUUUGCCAGUGCGCGCGCACCAGCCGCCUCCCCUCCGCCCCUCGCUGCCGGCCUCGGGCAUCCACGGCCGGUGGUCCAGCCGCCCGCCACGGCCCUGAACAUGGCCGCAAGCCCCGCUGCCCCCCUGGCCUGGGCGCUGCUACUCCUCUCGUGGGCUCUGCUCCGCGGCGGCUGCCGGGCGCGCUUCGCUGCCCAGCCGGACUCCGAAGACGACGAAGGGGAGGCGGUAGUAUUCUCCGAGUCCCCCCUGCAGAGACCCACGGUGAUGGUGGCCGUCCUCGCGCGUAACGCUGCGCACACGCUGCCUCACUUCCUCGGCUGCCUGGAGCGGCUAGACUACCCCAAGAGCAGGAUGGCCAUCUGGGCAGCCACUGAUCACAAUGUGGAUAAUACAACAGAAAUACUCAGGGAGUGGUUGAAAAAUGUCCAGAGAGCCUAUCACUAUGUGGAGUGGAGGCCUAUGGAUGAACCUGAGUCUUAUCCUGAUGAAAUUGGACCAAAGCACUGGCCUGGCUCCCGUUUUGCCCAUGUGAUGAAACUACGACAGGCAGCCCUUCGAACUGCGAGGGAAAAAUGGUCAGACUACAUUUUGUUCAUAGAUGUUGACAACUUCCUGACUAAUCCACAGACCCUCAAUCUACUGAUUGCAGAAAACAAAACCGUUGUGGCCCCCAUGCUGGAGUCUCGGGGCCUGUACUCUAAUUUCUGGUGCGGAAUCACACCUCAGGGCUUCUAUAAACGGACCCCAGACUAUCUUCAGAUUAGAGAAUGGAAGAGGUUGGGCUGUUUUCCGGUCCCCAUGGUCCACUCCACAUUCCUAAUUGACCUCAGGAAGGAAGCCUCUGACAAGCUGAUGUUCUACCCCCCGCACCAGGACUACACCUGGACCUUUGAUGACAUCAUCGUCUUUGCCUUCUCCAGCAGGCAAGCAGUUGACCAUCCUCCAAUGGAACCUUCCCAGUUCGUCUCAGUUGUCCCUAAAUAUCCAGACAAGAUGGGAUUCAAUGAGAUUUUCAUGAUAAACCUGAAGCGUAGAAAGGACAGGCGGGACCGGAUGUUACGUACCCUGUACGAGCAGGAGAUUGAAGUCAAGAUUGUCGAGGCUGUGGAUGGAAAGGCACUCAACACAAGCCAGCUGAAGGCCCUGAAUAUUGAAAUGCUGCCAGGAUAUCGAGAUCCCUACUCCUCCAGGCCUCUAACUAGGGGUGAAAUUGGCUGCUUCCUUAGCCACUACUCUGUCUGGAAAGAGGUAAUUGACCGAGAGCUGGAGAAGACUCUUGUUAUUGAGGAUGAUGUGCGUUUUGAACAUCAGUUUAAGAAGAAGCUCACGAAGCUGAUGGAUGAUAUUGAUCGAGUCCAGCUGGAUUGGGAACUGAUUUAUAUUGGCAGGAAGAGGAUGCAACUAAAAGAGCCAGAGAAAGCUGUGCCCAAUGUGGUAAAUCUGGUCGAAGCUGACUAUUCUUACUGGACUCUGGGCUAUGUCAUCUCUCUGGAAGGAGCACAGAAGCUUGUUGGAGCCAAUCCUUUUGGGAAGAUGCUACCAGUGGAUGAGUUUCUGCCAAUCAUGUACAACAAGCAUCCUGUUGCUGAGUACAUGGAGCAUUACGAAUCCAGGGACUUGAAAGCCUUCUCUGCAGAACCCUUGCUCAUCUACCCAACACACUACACAGGCCAGCCAGGGUAUCUGAGUGACACGGAGACCUCAACCAUCUGGGACAAUGAGACAGUGGCCACUGACUGGGACAGGACACAUGCCUGGAAGUCCAGGAAGCAAGGUCACAUCUACCGCAAUGCCAAGAACACAGAGGCCCUGCCACCGCCAACCUCCCUGGACACUGUGCCUUCGAGAGAUGAGUUAUGAGGGCUCCAUGGGGGGUUUACUGCCCUUUGGUUUUCCUAAUGGGCUGUUGAUGUGUUUGUUCCAGUUUCUUUUCAUGGUCACGAUCAUCUAACCAAAGUGGUCUAAUGUGAUUGAUCAAAAUUAGUAUAUUUUGACAGGGGAAGAGAAUAGGGAAACUAAACCCAAAUUUCCUAGAUGGCUAGAAAAUAGGCUUUAUGGCAACCAUUAAGAUGAACUUCAAUCCAGACACCUUGUCCCUCAGUUCAUUACCCAUAUGAUACUGGUUCUCACAUUGAGGUUGAACAGCAUGGCUCAGAGAUUCGUUCAAGGGAAAGGUGAUCACCACACUAUCACGUCAAUAAAUGGGUAGGCCUGGCAGCCAAGUCAACUGGACCACAUCUGUUGGUCUAGUGGGCCCAUUUUAUGUCAUAGAUGUGACCUUGAAAACUUGAGUAUGUUCCAAGUUCGGGGUGUGGGGGAGGGGGAAUCAGAUCAUUUAAAAUCGAAUUAAUUGGGCUUUUUCUUUAAAGGCAUUUGCCGUGAGCCUUAUUACAAAGUGACUUUUUCAUCUUAGUCCCCGUUAUCCAACAGGGAUGGGUAUUUGGGUCUGUGUGUGACUUGGCAUUUGACUAUCAUGGCCAUUGAAGCUCCCAUGAAGAGGUGUCCAUUUUGCCAUGAGCAUAUAGUUUCAUAGAUAUUUGAGGGUUUGUGUAGCUAUUUGAGGAAAGCACUCAAACUUUGGCUUUCUUUAUUAUGGUCGCUUGAGUUGGGAUGCUCUAUUUAUGAAGAUAAAUUUAAUAUAUAAGGGGCUGGGACUGGUGUGUAAUUGCUGUCCCGGGGGGUUCAUGUGCUGCCCCAGCACGUCAGACUGUCCUCUCCACCCUGAGCCUGGGAGUGAGUUGCAGGUGUGAGUUUUAUGAGUCACUGUUAAGAGGCAGAGCACAUCUUUAGGCCAGAAACUGUCCUUGCCUGGGAUUUUCAUUCUAUUUUGAAUUAUUUAUUUUACAAAAUGUGGGGGAAAUGUCUGUAGGAUAAGGCAGAGAAACAUAUGUGUUAGGCUUUUAUUGCCCCCUGGGAAGUGGUGAGUGUAGACACAUUGGUUCCAGAAUCUGGUUCUUCUGCAUUUCCCAGCCUGACUCUUACAAGGAGGCCUGUUGAGUGGGAGAUUCUAACCUUCUGGAAACAAAUGAUUCUCCACCUCAGGCGAGAGACCUUGGUUAGAAACAAUGGACUGAUCAACUGAUUUAGACCAACAACCAGGGAAGCCUUGGAGUCAGGAUCCUGGGCAGACCACCUCUCUGCUUUCUUCAUAAAUGGAUUUUAUGUAAAAUGCAGAGUUGGACUACAUCAUCUGUUUCAGCUCCACAAUCUGUGAUCCUUGGAUAUCUCAUGAUGGUUUGUUUUAGGUUUCUGUUCUCAUGCCUGCAAGCAGUAAAACUUGGUCUCCAGAAAUCCCCUCCCCAAGCAUCCUGUCCACACACGCUCCUCUCUCCGUGUCCUGGGUGUUGACUCUGAGCUUCAUGCUUUGGAGCAGAACCCGUUGGUGGCCUUGCUGGGUGCACCAAGCUUCCUGCUCCCCAUGAGGGCCCCAGGCUGCAGGACAACCCGGCAGCUUCCUUCCACAGAACACCAACCUUGGCCUUCCCUCUUGACUUAGGGUUGGUUCUUCUGCAUUGACCAAUAAGCCAGGAGACUGAGGGAAGGGAUCUCAGCUGCCUGAUUUUUACUGCUUAGACAUAGCUAUCAGAGCUUGACUCUUUGUCUAGAAAAACAGAGCAUCUGGGGAGCUAGUGAAAAACCCUUAGGCGAUUCCUAAGGUUUCCUUGGGUAUGCUGUACUUCGUUUGCGUAUUUGAGUGUGUGCAGAUGUGCGUGAAUUUCAUGUUUUGUUUUUUUUUAAAGGGGUGGGUGGAGGCUGAGGUAUUGGGAGUAGAGGAAGAUUUAAUUAAUUUUUGUGUGGUUAUGUUUCAUAGAGAACAUUGGUGGUUUUUUUUUUUUUCUUUUUCCCUGUCAGCUGGUCUGGUGGGUUUAUGAAUUCCCUUUUUUUUUUUUUUUUUUGAAUUCUCAUUCUUAAAAGACAUUGUUCAUAAAUUCUAGAAUUUUAGAUGAGGACUGUUCUACUGUGAAUAAAAUUCUGGCUGUGUUAGCCCAGCCGUUGCUUUUCUCCACUCAGGUCUAGAAUCCCAAGCAGUGUUCUUUCAUUGUGAACAUUGUGAGCUGCAGACGCAGCUUUUCUUUAGAAGGUCAUCUCUUCAGCAAUCCAGGGAUUCCUUGACCUCAUUAUUCUUUCCUGCCUCCCGUCUAGCCUUAAGUCAAGACAUUAGACCUUUGCGGUGUCAGAGGACUUUGCCUCCGUCAUGGCACCUGCUGUCUGCCUCUGGAAGUUAAACCCUCUCUGGAUCUUGAGAUCCAAGGUGUAAUCUUCUGGAUGGCCGCCCUGACUUCAGCAGUGCUGGUGCUGCUAAGCGUGGACUGAGUGUGUACAAUAUGCAGACGACACACUGCACGGGCCUUGCUUUGUUCACUGGGGCCUGCUCCAGGAACUCUGGAAAACAAGAGCCAGCAUCCUACACUGUCUGUCAUGCUCUGUCAUUUCAGGGUGGGGAAGUGAUAAACUACUUGCCUUCUAGAGCACUUUGUGAAAAAUUUAAAAACGUGCAACUCUAUGAUUGUUCAUUGGUUCCUCCAACGCUGGUCAACAGCCAACACUGCUGGAAUUUCCAGGUCUGCAACGGCCAAGGAUGUCAGAGGCCAAAGGUAAUCGUCACUGCUGUGCAAUCCCUGUGGCAAAGAACAGAGGGUGGUCACCAGCCUUCCUGUCCAGUGGGAUAUGUUUUAGACUGCUGGAGAGGUGGGUAAGCCAAAAAGGAUUCUAGGCCUCCAGUGGGAGGGUGAUUGACGGAGGAUUCAUUUUGCAUUUCUGUGCUAUUGGUCAGCCUAUCUAUCCAUUCAUCAAAAGAUACUGAAAUGCUUGUCCCAGGCCAAAGAGAUUUAUCUUGGGGCAAAAAAAGGAGAACCCAUGUUGGCCUCAAUGACCCCCUGUAUUUCAGCUCAGGCUCCCCCAAAACCUCAAAAACCAGGUGUGAGCGCUCCCUUGUUUCAGGCCCUGUGCUGGGCACUGAGAUGCUCAGAGGUCUAGAAAAGGUCCCUACUGCUGUGGCAUCUGUGGUCCAAGGGAGCAGCCAUGUAAGCAGGAUGGCUUUCUUUCAGAGGCUGGAACAAAAGGGGCCAUAGGACCCAGGGAACCUGGUUCUGCUGAGGAUGGGGCCAUGGGAGGCAGAUUUGCUGGGAAUGUGACAGUUGUGUUGGGUUUGGGGCUGUGGAAGGGCCUACUAGGGAGUGAUGGGGAGCUGGGUAGGACCAAAGAGUCAGCUAUGUGUUGGGGUUAUUGACAGGAAACAGUCUUGAGAGCCGAUAAUGACGGCAAGGCGGCUACCCUCCUGCUCCAGACUAUUCUCACGAACGCAGAGGCCGUUGUUUCUGGGGGGAAUUCUAAGUUUCGUUGCUUUCCUGACAGACAAUGCAGAGAUUUCCAGUAAAAUGCUGGUGUCGGAAACAAAAUUCCCAUUCAGCUACACACAUGGGAAUAUUUUCACUUACAGGUGGAACAAAUCCAUCUAAUUAGUAACUGUAAGAUAAAGGUGAGUUUUCCCAAGAGGCUUCUACAAUGUGCUUUCAAGACAUUCUUUCCAAGUAAGUGAUCUUUAUGACUGACAAGAAAUUAAUUCAGUGAGGAUUUAACUAAUGACAAAGUGAGAGUUAAAGUGAGGCUGGCCAUUUGAUAAAAUAGCAUGUCAUGGAUGAUCUGUUCAGAAACCUCAGCACAGGCAGCCUUGGAAAUAAUCAUUUCACCCACAUUUUAUGUUUUGUGGCGAUGUUUGUUAUCUCAGAGAGAACCUUCCUUCCCUGGAGACUUCCUGAUUAAAUGUGUCAGUGGGAGGGGAGCCAGGAGGAGAGAGCAGUGACAUGGGAGGGGACUCCCUGUGAGUGGGCUGAUGGCAUUCCCUAAAUCGAGCAGGGUGGCUGAGACAAGGGUGAAGAGUCUGGCCAGUGGUGGCCAGUAUGUUGUUUUUGGUUUUGUUUUUGCCUGCUUGGAAAAGAGAGAAAUGAUAGGUUUUAGUACAUUGUGUUAACAGAUUACAUAGAAAAUGGUGCCUUCUCUUUAACUUUUAAUUAAAAAAAAU
Delphinapterus leucas (beluga whale) is the source of this 6277-nucleotide messenger RNA. The record is from RefSeq and is a predicted model, not a curated record. NCBI's taxonomy places the organism in Eukaryota, Metazoa, Chordata, Mammalia, Artiodactyla, Monodontidae.